GUUUCCUAUUCUUCCUUCAGACUCACUAAUAAAAAAGUACUCCGGUGAAACAAAGGCGACAAAACCCUAAAACAAAAAAAAUGCCGAAACCAAAACGUUUAGUGUGGAGAAUCAAGCAGAGAAACCAGAAGGCCACGUCAUCAUCAUCAUCAUCCGUUCCACCACCGCCGCCGCCGCCACCGCCAUGGGUUGAGCUCCCUCGGGAAAUAACAGCGGACAUCCUUCGCCGUGUAGGAACGGUAGAGAUAUUGCUAAAUGCACAGAGAGUGUGCAGUACAUGGUGGAAAGUGUGCCAUGACCCUACCAUGUGGCGAGUCAUUGAUAUGAGCAGUGAUAAAGAUUGUGACAGGGAUGAUGAUGACUUGACUAAGAUGUGCCAAAUCGCUGUGGAUCGUAGCCAGGGUCAAUUGCUUGAAAUUAAAAUCAAGGAUUUUGGUGAUGAUAAGUUGCUCGACUAUAUCUCCCAAAGAUCAAGUCAGCUUAGGCAUAUACGACUUGUCUGCUGUGAAUAUAUUUCAGAUCAAGGUUUGGCUGCAGUUGCUAAGAACUUCCCAUUGUUGGAGGAGUUGCACAUUUACUUAUCUGUUAUUAGUACAGUGGGUAUAGAAGCUCUCGGUCGUUCUUGCUCUCAGCUUAAGUCAUUCACAUUGAACGACUGUGGAUUUAGAGGAUUUAGAAGAGACAGAAUGAGAAAUUUACAGAUCAAUGUCAAUGAUCAAGCUCUGGCUAUUGCAGCAAAUAUGCCUGAAUUGCGACGCCUUGCACUUUUUGGGAAUAACAUGACAAAUGAAGGUCUGUGUGCCAUUCUGGAUGGCUGCCCGCGGCUUGAAUCCCUUGACUUGCGCCACUGCUAUAGUAUUGAUCUUAAAGGGGAUUUAGGAACGAGAUGUCGCCAACAAAUUAUAGAUAUGAAAUGCCCUUAUGAUUCCACUCAUGAUUAUGAAUUUAUUAAUCGCAUUUAUGAUUAUGGCUCUUCCGAUGAUGAGUACCCGUCUGGGUUGUCCGAAGCUGGUGUCUCAGACUAUUUCUAUGAUUAUGACUUUGAUGACUUUGAUUACGACGACUUCACUAACUCAUUUAGCAGUGACUAUCUUCUUGAUGAGGAUGGUUUCUUUUGGUGAGAUCGUUUGCUACCUUACAGUUGUUAAUGCAGGUUCUUGGUUGCUGGGUGAACUGCCAUUCGUCCCUUAUUUUGCUGUUCUCAUAGAAGUGGAGUGUUCUGGGUUUGCUCAUUGCCGGCGGAAGAUCGUAAUCACAGUGUUACUAGGGCAGACCUUAAUCCUCUUCCGUUAGCACUUCCUGCUCUUGUAACUUCCUGUAACUUAUGUGUUUUCUGCCCUUCUGCUUCGGUUCAUAACCCCUUCACUUUAUUCAAAUUUGGUAAAUUUGGCAAGUUUCUUACUGAAGGUGAUUUGAACGUAUAUAAAAAGCCUCUUCAAACUA
Messenger RNA from Lycium barbarum (goji berry), 1443 nucleotides. Its product is annotated as F-box protein SKIP19-like. Lineage: Eukaryota; Viridiplantae; Streptophyta; Magnoliopsida; Solanales; Solanaceae. Gene Ontology annotation, molecular function: protein binding. The transcript is spliced from 3 exons. The record is from RefSeq and is a predicted model, not a curated record. The coding region runs from base 81 to 1121 and encodes 346 amino acids.